Aspergillus luchuensis is the source of this 477-nucleotide messenger RNA. RefSeq lists its product as uncharacterized. The record is from RefSeq and is a predicted model, not a curated record. The coding region runs from base 1 to 477 and encodes 158 amino acids. The transcript has 3 exons. NCBI's taxonomy places the organism in Eukaryota, Fungi, Ascomycota, Eurotiomycetes, Eurotiales, Aspergillaceae.
AUGCGGAAAGGAUCACGCACCAAAGGCGGAGAGAAGCAUCUCUUCGUGCCAAGCCGCACCUCCCGCGCUUAUCGCAUUGGACGCACCGCAUCUCUUUCACUGUCCUCCACUUCCAUCCACUGUGAUUGGCAAUCCAGGAACGCACUGUCAGGCAUUGAGACUUCUGCUGAGUAUAAGCCACUCCCAUUGCACCAUCUCCAUGCACUUCACACACUGCUGAGCCUUCCUUAUUCCCAUCCGUUCCUGUGCAACAAGCCACCCUCCAGUCACUCGGCCCAUAUCCUGGUUGCUCCGUCGAUCAUCUUUCCAGGGUUCUGGUGCGGAGAUUGCAAACACUGCGUUUCAUACUUCACUGUCUCUCGUUUGGCUUCAAUUUGCUUGAACUCAAUCAGUUCAAACACGUCCCCCUCCUCAUCUCAUAUCAUCGUGUCGUGUGAGACAUUGAACUUGUGGUGGAAAGCAUCGUUUCUGAAAUAG